ACAAUGAGAACGGCUAAUGUCUGGCUCUUCCCACAAACCCUUUCAUCAGUCAAAAUGGCUGCGUCCUUGAGUUGUCAGAGUGUGAUAUCGAACGCGCUUGCCAGAGUCGGCACUUCGAUAUACAAUAACUCUGCAACAAGAGCACUUCAUGUCACUGCAGCAUGCUGUCAAAAAUCGUGCAGCUCGUAUUCGGGUGGGGAAAGGAGACCGACCACUAACCUAUGAACAAGCACUCCACCCCCACCACAUAGGACACCGCAAGGGCUGGCUCUCCCAGCACACUAGUAACCUACAGGGAGAGGGAGGAGCAUCAGAUCGUACUGUGGAAGACGUGUUUGUAAGACGUUUCCUCUUCGGAACGUUCCAUAACUGCCUGGCCAAUGAGAUUGUGAUAAAGCGACGAGGCAACAUGCUGGUGGUGUGUACCCUGAUGCUGCAGAAACUCCCUCCACAGAAGUUCUACUUCCUGAUUGGUUACACAGAGAUACUGCUCUCCCACUUCUACAAGUGUCCUGUUAAGAUGGAGGUACAGACCCUGGAGGAUAAGGCUGUCUACAAGUACCUAUGAGACAGGAAUUGUUAACAGAUUUGACUUUCAAGACUUGUCAUACAGGACUAUUUUGGGGAAACUCACCGCCGUACAGUUGUAAAAAAUUAAUUGUAUUUCAAAUGGUCUAUUGAAAUCUCUAUCUAGUGUGUGGAAACCAACUAUUGAGUGUGCCUUGGAGUUGGCUCUUCACAGUAGGAAUAGACAGACUACCAGAUAGUGUUAUCUUCAGGUUAACAGCAGUACAUCUGUGUAUUCAUUCAGGUGAAACAUCAACUUAGUGACAAUAAAUCUAAUGUAUACAGGUGACACGCAUCUCUAUCCUACACGGCAGACAAUCUGUUCCAACGUAGUACAUUUCUCUUUUUAAGGAGAAGGAAGUGAGAAAGGUAGGAGAGCGUGUCACAAAUAGACAUUGGGUCAGAUUCAAACCUACGUAGUUAGUGGUAGGGAUGUGCGCCAUAGGUGGUAGUACUGACAGCCAGACCAUACAUUUUUCGGAGCAUUCUGUAACACAUUGCACCCGCCUGAACAGGCCCCAUUGUUUUUCCAUCUCUUUGAAUUGGAUUCCAUUCCAGUCACUAACUAUUCACUACUUGUAAAUCAUGUUGGAGUUAAAUGUACUUGUGAAAAACUCA
Molecule: messenger RNA, 1185 nt
Organism: Salvelinus sp. IW2-2015
Lineage: Eukaryota; Metazoa; Chordata; Actinopteri; Salmoniformes; Salmonidae
Source: RefSeq, a predicted model, not a curated record